AUGGAGCAAGUGGAACUCGGAACGCGCGACGGCGGCCAGUUGAAGUCUGUUGAUACCAUGGACAACAAGAGUGCGCAACCACGCCCGGAUGCGCCGCGCCGAACGACGCAUCCUGCUGCCGUAUUGAAGAAGCCGCCUGUUCCUGCGGCCGUCGACAGCGACUCUCCCACCUUUCCUCGUCCAUAUAUCAACAAUCCCAACAGCAGCCCCGCCAGCUACAGCUCCAACAGCCUGCCCCUGCGACCGCGCAACCAGCUUCCUUACUCAAGGCCUCAUCUUCGUUCCAGAUCACACGCCUCUGCGCUUGCUCCUCCCAUGGCGCCGCGAGCACAUUCACUACCUUCGGUGCAUUCGGCCGGUCACCAAUAUCCUUCUUCUCCUUCAGCGUCGCCCUUGCUACGGCCGUCAAGUCCCAUGUCCUCCCUGUCGCCGCGCCAGCCAUACUCACCAAAAAUGCGACCGACUUCUCCUUUCCGUCCUCGCUCGCCCUUACCUCUAGACGAAGCAACCUAUGCCCAACAAUCUUCUUCCUAUGAUGGGGCCUUCCAAAGCAUUUCUGAAGAUGCUGAGCUCAACAUAACCCCACGAUCACAUCUCGACAACCCCUCACACACAUUUCCAUUCGGACGCUCGCAAUCCCUGCGCCGACAACGACCAUCUUCUCCUCUGCAUUCGCUCACUCCUUCGGCUGCCACAUCCCGUUCGGCAUCUGCUACUUCUUCACCCUCAGUUGCUACAACUCGCUUCAAUGAGAACUUCCCUCCGCUACAUCACUACUCGAGCAAUUCUUCNUUUUCAAGUAUUUCUACAACGCCAUCCUCUGCUCGCUCUCGAUCGCCUAGUAUCUCAUCUCUCGAAACGAUCGAGGACAACCCUGAUCUGGAAUGGGAAGCUAUCGAGGCCGACCGCGCAGCCAAGCAACGCGCUGCAGAAGAAGCCGAGGAGCAAGGCGACGACAACGAGCCAAGAAGAAGAGGCAGUCUAGAUAUCCCGGGCCAUAGAAGCGUAGGCUUUGGCUUCGGCAGAAGAGGGGGAGAUGCCAAUCGAAAGAGAUGGAGUAUCUGUGGUGGUGAGAGGACAGUCGACUUGGACCUCGAGACCAUCUGGGAAGAUUGA
Messenger RNA from Aureobasidium musti, 1116 nucleotides. Lineage: Eukaryota; Fungi; Ascomycota; Dothideomycetes; Dothideales; Saccotheciaceae. The record is from the annotation of a GenBank genome assembly.